Messenger RNA from Medioppia subpectinata, 819 nucleotides. NCBI's taxonomy places the organism in Eukaryota, Metazoa, Arthropoda, Arachnida, Sarcoptiformes, Oppiidae. The record is from the annotation of a GenBank genome assembly.
AGAAAAUCAACCAUUAAUUUAAAGGGUAUAGCAAUUGGCAAUGGAUUACUGGAUGGCGAUAGCAAUUAUCAGGCGGGCUUUGACUAUCUCUUAGGACACGGAUUAGUGACCACUGAUUGGUACGAGAAGAAGUUGGAGGCCUGUUGUCAAUGUACGGCCGGUACUCAACACGAGUGCAAUUUUACUAAAGCGCCCAAUAAAACCAAAUGUGAAUCAGUACCCGAUACAUAUGUGAGUACUCCUAACUUAUACAAUAUAUACGACGAGUGCUACCCAGACCUGGACUUACAGCACGCCUUUAACACAUACUCUAAACAACAUUUCGACAAAAUGGGAGUGAAAUUUGCAUUAAAUGGUGAAUACAAACGAAACGUGAAUAAACCCAAGUGUCCAGUGAAUGGUCACACGCCGUACCUAAACCUCCCGGAAGUACGCAAAGCACUUCACGUGCGCGAAGACGCCAAACACUGGAAGGGUUGCGGCGGUAGUUAUGACCCGAGCGGUGGUUAUACUAUACAAACACGAAUAGCCAUAGAUUUGAUCAAUAAGUAUAAGUUGGAAAAACUGGUUAUAUAUAACGGAGAUUUUGACACGAGGUGUAACUUCAUAGCCGAUGAACGCUUUGUCGACGGACUCGGUUUCAAGAAGACUAACAGAUAUGAUCCAUGGCAUGUGGAUGGAGUGAUCGGUGGUUUUGUGGCCAACUAUGAACGUGGUUUGAGUUUUGUGUUAUUCCGCGGGGCCGGACAUAUGGUGCCUCAGGACAAACCCGAGGCCGCACUUCAUUUCUUUGAGAGUUUUCUCGGAUUGAAAAAGUUG